ACUAUAUAACCAACAUCUUCCCGAUCGCGCUCAAACGUUGGAUUCUCUGUUUUCUAAAUGCAUUGACCACUGAUUGGCAAUGCCGGCGUGUCAGUUUAAUACGAUUUUGUGUUGGCUGCUUUUUACGCUACCAAUAGUGUCAGCCACCAAUAUCCGCCUUAUGGGCGGAAAGACGCCGUACUCUGGUCGAGUGGAGGUAGAGCACAACGGAGUAUGGGGAACAGUCUGUGAUGAUGAGUUCACUGUCAACAGCGCCAAGGUCGUCUGCAGGAUGCUCGGAUUCACGGACAUGGGGUUAGCAGAAGUUGUCCCGCCACGCGUGUUUGGCCCAGGAAGUGGAGUUAUCAUGCUAGACGGCCUCAACUGUACUGGUCACGAAGAAGACGUUGCAAACUGCUCGCAUAAUAGUUGGCAAACUACUGAUUGUUCACACAAAGAAGACAUCGGGGUCAACUGCCAAACACACUUGCGAUUGACAUCCGGUAAUGCCAUAACCAUACACGACGGUCAGGUGGAGGUGAACAUUUCUGGGGUCUGGGAACCAAUCUGUUCCGACAACUUCACCUUAUCAGAAGCCAGGGUCGUCUGCGGAAUGAUUGGAUUCAGUUUCAAUGGAGCACAGCUCACGUCAUCACAUACCUACCGAAAUACAUUCUCUCCGAUAUCCUACUCAUGCCAUGGAGCAGAAAAAGACAUUUCCUUGUGUGUGAGAAGGAAUACUAGCACGUGCUUUUUAUCCUCUGCGGCGUCCAUAAACUGUCGAACUCCAAUUCGGCUAGUGAACGGCACCAGUUCCCAGUCAGGACGUGUUGAGGUGGAGUACAGAGGUCGCUGGGGGACGAUAUGCGAUGACGGCUUCGAUGACCUUGAAGCAAAAGUCAUCUGUCGCAUGCUUGGUUUUAGCACAAAUGAUGCCAAAGCCUUGGGCGGAAGUAAUUAUGGUGAAGGCACAGGGGAUAUAGUAGUGAACGAAAUGCGUUGUAUUGGUAACGAAAAUGACAUUUCUGAAUGUAAAUCAAGCGACUGGAUGUCUCAAUCGAACUGCAAACAUAUGGAAGAUGCAUCGGUUGAAUGCAAAACGGAAGUUCGUUUAUCAGAUGGACCCACAAGGUAUGCAGGUCGACUCGAAAUACAGAAUAAUUCUGUUUGGGAGACAGUUUGCUCUGACCUCGUAGAUAACAAGACGGCAGUGGUCGUGUGCAGGAUGCUAGGGUUUGAAGGAGGAAACAUAAGUGUUUAUUACGAUGGCCGUUUCAAAAAUGGUAGCGGAUCGAUGAAAUCGCAUGGAUACGACUGUCAAGGGAACGAGACCGAUAUUGCGAAUUGCAAAUCAACAAAAACUAUCGUUUCAUGCUCUACAAGACUUAGCGCUGCAUUUAAUUGUUAUUCGAACACACCAAUAAGGCUUCAGGACGGGACGACGAUGUUUAAUGGAAGAGUUGAGAUUUACGAACGAGAAAACGCAGCAAACGGGUACUGGAGGGAAAUUUGUUACGAUCAAUUGACUAUCCAGGAUGCGAUGGUUUUGUGUAAAAUGCUUGGGCAUCCUAAUGUGCAUCCGAGAACAUUUAACGCGUACAGUCAAUAUAAUUCUUAUGGAAGGUUUUCUGCAAUGAGCAGUAUUGGUUGCACCGGUAACGAAACGGACAUAAGUGGAUGCACACCCAGCAACCAAUGGGCAUUGACAUACUGUAGCACAAGCAAUCGUGCUGCAAUUAACUGUGCUCAAAAAUCCACUGUCAGGGUCGCAGAUGGACCUUCAAUAAAAGCUGGAAGAGUCGAGAUCUUGUAUAAUGGAACUUGGCUGGGAAUCUGUCGUCAACGAUUAAUCAAUUAUAAUUAUUACGACAUCACGGCACAUGAUAUAAACAUUAUUUGUAAACAUCUGGGCUACAAUCAAAGUGGGUACUUGAUGAGCGAAGUACAGCCACGCAGCAAAAGUGUCGUUCGGAACCUUGACUGUAGCAGUACAGAAGGGGACAUCUCAGAUUGUAAAUCUGACACAUGGGGUGUUGAGUAUCCGUGUGACCAGGCAGCCAUAGUAUGCAACAGUAGCGUCCGUCUAGUGAACGGCAGCAGUGAGAGAUCCGGUCGUGUGGAAGUGCUGCACCAGGGACGCUGGGGAACCAUCUGUGCUGACGAAUUUACAAACAGAGAGGCUGCUGUUGUCUGCAGAAAAGCUGGCAUACGACUUUGGAAUGCAUCAGUUCUCGACGAUUCCCCAUUCGGGUUUGGUAAUCAUGGAAACCUUUUAAAAAACGUUUCGUGCAAAUCAAGCGAGCACGAUAUAGGGGAGUGUCAGAGUUUCCCAUGGAAUGAAACAUCCUGCGUAGAUGGAAACGUGGCAACUGUUUUUUGUCAAGUACUCGAAACACCAAUUCGUCUUCUGGGAGGCAAAACACCGUUCGACGGGCGGGUUGAGUUGCAAUUUAAAAAUGACUGGAAACCAAUAUGUUAUAGGGGUUAUAAUGGAAAGAUCAGCACAGACGUACUUUGCCAUUUGCUAGAAUAUAAUUUUUCAAGAGAUUCAACCUAUACAACCAACUCUGAUUAUUCCAACUCCUUGCUGAGAGACCUGCAAUGCGUUGGAAAUGAAUCUGACAUCUCGCUAUGCCCUUCCUCGGACUGGGGAUACACUUAUUGCAGCUACUAUGGACUCACAAUCAAUUGUUUGUCUCCUAUAAACAUUGAUGGCGGUUUUACUCAGCAUGGGGGAUAUGCACGUGUGCAGAAGAACGGACUUAGCGAUUAUAUGUGUGCUGAUAAUUUAACUGCAGAGACCCAGGCUGUUAUGUGCAAAAUGCUGCUUAAUGUCACCAGGGUUUAUGAAGUAGUGAAGGAACCGUACUUCAAGCCUGGAUUCGCCACCAAUAUAUUAGUAGAUAAUAUCCUAUGCAGCGGUACAGAGGAAGACUAUCAGAUGUGUCCAUCUUCGAAUUGGGAUUAUAAUACUAAAUGCAAGAAUCCAGCGCUAAUAAGAUGCAAUACACCAGUGCGUCUUACGGAUCAGAAGAACAUGUAUACAGGGACUGUUGAGGUCUACUUAAACAAAACUUGGUCAAAUAUAUGCUUUCAUCCAAUACGAAAGGAUGAACACGCGACAAUGUUCUGUAGAAUGUUGGGAUACAAUUACGGACUGGCAAACGCUCGCAACGUGACUGCAUACAUUAAAUCUAAUCUGAACCUGACUUGCAAUGCUAACACUGAAGACAUCGAUAAAUGUGUGAGCAUAAAGAAGAGCUUCUGUGACUCGAUUCUGGCUAUAACAUGUCAGAAAGACGAGUUAGUUGGUUAA
Messenger RNA from Dreissena polymorpha, 3295 nucleotides. RefSeq names its product deleted in malignant brain tumors 1 protein-like. Gene Ontology annotation, cellular component: membrane. Bases 80 to 3295 code for a protein of 1071 amino acids. The record is from RefSeq and is a predicted model, not a curated record. NCBI's taxonomy places the organism in Eukaryota, Metazoa, Mollusca, Bivalvia, Myida, Dreissenidae. The transcript is spliced from 23 exons.